This is a messenger RNA of Salvia splendens (bonfire salvia), 1029 nucleotides long. RefSeq lists its product as uncharacterized. The record is from RefSeq and is a predicted model, not a curated record. The transcript has 2 exons. Bases 1 to 1029 code for a protein of 342 amino acids. NCBI's taxonomy places the organism in Eukaryota, Viridiplantae, Streptophyta, Magnoliopsida, Lamiales, Lamiaceae.
AUGAAAAAGAAGUUUCUUGAGGCAGUGGAGAAUGCCAGACCGCCUCCACCCCCUGCACCAACAGAGACGCAGUAUGUGUCGCCACCGCCUCCGCCAGAAGAGCAUCACUACUACUAUUGCGAAUUCCCCCCUGAGAUAGAGCCGCUGCCCCAAGUAAAUGCCGUGGGUCUCUGGAAUGCGAGUGGAAAAGCCUACCAGGGCCCUACUCCACCUGUGGAACCUCCAGCAUUUACGUCUGGGUCGAGCCAUGAAGGAGAAGGAGAAUCCAACGGAGCAGAGCAAGCAAAAGGGAGUGAAAAGGGCAAUGCAAAAGUGGGAGGUGAAUCCUCAGAGGAAAGUCAGAGAGAGGAAACUGAGAAAGUUAAGCCAUAUCCAUACCGUGGAAUGGUGACAAGAAAGAAGGAUGCCACAAUCGAUAUGGCAAGUAUGCUCAAGGACGUGGAGAUGAAGGUGCCACUCUUGACGGCGUUAAAGAUGCCCCCAAUCAGCAAAUUUAUUAAAGACUACCUUGCAGAUGAGAAUAUCUCUGCCGUGAUCCAGCGGAGUGAUCUUCCUUCAAAGAAGACCGACCCGGUGAUGUUCACUCUCCCGAUUUCAAUCGGAGAUAUUCAAGUAGAGCACGCGAUGUGCGAUCUCGGGGCAUCCAUCAAUGUGCUGCCAUAUACUAUCAAUGAGAAGCUGGGAGCGUCCAAGCUCAUUAACACUGACAUAAUGAUCCAGUUGGCCGACAGGUCGUGUAUUCACCCUGAAGGAAUUCUGGAAGACGUUAUUGUGAAGGUGAAUAACUUUCUGUACCCAGCCGAUUUUUUCGUAAUCAAGAUGACGGAGCCAGCGGCAAGGAAGUCGAGUGGAGUCCUACUAGGACGACCGUUCUUGUCUACGGCUAGCACCAUUAUAGACGUCCGUAAUGGGACGAUAAGCUUGGACUUCAAUGGAGCACAGUUCACGUUCAAUAUAGAUGAAGCCAUGAAGAGGCCAGCCGAUAACGAGAACAUAUACUCGGUAGAUGUGACGGAACCCUUAGUAUAA